Myxocyprinus asiaticus (Chinese sucker) is the source of this 4294-nucleotide messenger RNA. RefSeq names its product nuclear receptor coactivator 5-like. The transcript has 11 exons. NCBI's taxonomy places the organism in Eukaryota, Metazoa, Chordata, Actinopteri, Cypriniformes, Catostomidae. The coding region runs from base 92 to 1540 and encodes 482 amino acids. The record is from RefSeq and is a predicted model, not a curated record.
AGUCACUCUGAACGGGUUGUUGCAGUUUCUCAAACAGAAAUCCAUCAGUGAUAUAACUGAAGAUCUACGGAGUUUAUUUAGAAGAAAUCAAAUGUCGUCGUGGGUAAAGAAGGCUGGGGUCCGACGACCAACGCCAAAAAGUGCAGGAGGUGGGCCAAAACCUCUCAGGUCUUUCAGAAGACCCCCAUAUCCUAUGAGAGAGGAGAGGAAAGAGGAUCACCAGGGAUCUGAGAGUUUUGAAAGCUUGGAAGAAGUGAGUGACUACUCUGGCGCACAAGAAUAUGAGCAUUCUCCACAUCAGUCAACUGCUGUUUCUUCUGAAGGGUAUGAUCUAUCAGAUCAACGCACUGCUGUAUACGAGUGGUUCUACCAGCAGCUACAUGGAGAUGGUGCGAGACGGCCUGCAGACUGUGUCGUCCUGUCUGUGAACAACCAGAAUUUGGAUUACCCCAAAUCGAUAGGCCAGUGUUUGCAGGAACGUGGCCUCUCAGUGGAAAUGCUUUACCUGCAGGCGGAAUCAGGCCUGACCCGGGCCCUCCAAGAUGUCCGCUCCGACGGUUCCCCCUUAUGUAUUCUCGUCGAGCAGACUAAUGUAACACUCUCCUCGUGCACAGUAAUCAUAUUUUCAGAGUUCCUCAAAAUUCAUCGAAACAUGCCCAAAGAACAGGCCAUGGAGUUUGUGAUGGCAGAGUUUGGGCGCGUGAGUGGCUCACGCAGGGAUCCAGACCCCACGGAGGCAGCGGCGCGGGCGGCUGAGCUGACAGAGGACUACCUGGUGCGUGCCAAGCUGGAGCGCCAUACUGUUCCCUCUGCCACACGCCACCUGCUCUUUCUCCUGGCCGAAGGUUUUCACCUGUACACAGAGGAGUUCAGCACACUGGCAGAGUACCUUCAAAACCGCCAGGACCAUCUGCAAGCAACUUCCACUGAAGUGGACAGUGAGGUGACCCCUGUGAUAAACAGUCUUCCUCCAGGGUUAGGAAAGCCCCCACCACUGCUACCUGCUGGCUUUGGACCACCACCAAGAGAGCGGACAAAACCAACCUCAGGCUCAGGAGAUGCACCUCCAGGGCAUCACAUGGGAUCACAAGGCUCAUAUCCCAAGACAAAACCACCACCUCUGCUUUCCUUGCACACUCUUAAGCCAUCUUCUCACAGAUCAACUGUCCCCCAAGGUCCUUCGCCCACACGUGCACCCGCAGUCUCUCAUGGUCCUUCAUUUGGUUCCCCAUCAUCUAGAGGGCUAUCUGCCCCUCAUGUUCUUGACAAACCACAACCUCUUCUAGGCCCAGCAUCUCCACACGGUCCAGCCCCGACUCGUAGCCCUCUUCUUGACCAUGUACCUCGUGGUUUCCACUCCCCUCGAGGGCUAUUGCCGCAUCCGGGGUCUCAUUCAGUGCAAAGACCACCACUGCUCUGUACACCCCAACCACAGAAUGGCCCCCGUGGUCCAAGGGCACCACCACCUUCACUUAAGAGCCUUCAUAUGGGAGCCCCAACAGGUUCAAGUCCACGUCCCCUGCGACGCUUGCUCCUUUGAUUCACUCAGGAUGUCUGAUUAAAAAUGUAGGCCUCUACAGCUAUAUGGGACAGUUGAUACAUUUUGGACUUAAACUGUCUUUAAGUUUUGUAUUGUUUUUUUGUUUUGUUUUGUUUUUUAGCAAUUUGAUCACUCUUUUUGUGUAUCCUAUCUGGUUCUCAUGAGAUGUUUAAAAAAACAAAGUGGUGUAAUCUUUAUUUUAUGGUAUUUUCUCCCUUGUGCAGCUGUAAACGAAUUUUAGAAUAAAUGUCAAACAUUUCAAUGGUAUACAUUGACCUUACAAAAUUGUGUUUUAGCAGAAGUGGCCUCAGUGCAAUGGUUGAAUAAAUUUAAAUGAAUUAAAGGAAAAGUUCAGCAGAAAAUGAGAAUUUUCUCAUGUUCUCAACCUCAGCCUAAAUGACUUACUUUCCUCCUGAAUGUUAACUGAAUGUUAGCUCCAGUCACUUUCAUUGUACCAAUUUGUGUUCAUACAAUGAAAGUGAAUAGUGACUGAAGCUAACAUUCUGCCUAACAUCUCUUAUUGUGUUCCACUGAAAAAAGAAAGUCACACGGGUUUAGAGGGUGAGUAUAUAAUGGCAAAAAUUUCAUUUUUGGGUUGAACUAUCGUUUUAAUGACACCGGUCUUUUCAGAAUAUCCACACCAGACACAAUCAAACAAGGGGCAGUAGAUGUUAAUACAUACAUUUCCAUCAAUAAGUUGAAUAAAAUGAAUGGAACCAAAUGUUAUUCAAGAACAUUAACUUCUCCAGAAAGACACCACCCCAUCAAUACCUUAGUGCAGGGGUACUCAAUUAAAGUUCCAAGAGGUUCGGUCUCCACAUUUCCUUCCCAGCAAAGGUCCUGAUAAUAAUACGUAGCUUACAUGGUGUCAGUAGUUAUAUGGCUAGGAAAUUAUGUAUCUUUUUAUUAUGAAUCACCCAAUUAUAUAAAGUUCAUAUGUAAAAUGUGUAAAAAAAAAAAUAUAUAUAUAUAUAUAUAUAUAUAUAUAUAUAUAUAUAUAUACAUUUUUUUUUUUCCCCAUAAAAAACCAAAUUGGCUGUUGUAACUAUAGUCCCACAUGAAUUUACAAAAUGUAUAUCAGGGUAAGUUUCUUGCUGGCAUGGUUUGGUAACUUGAUGUCAAAUAUGUAUUUAAAUUCAUAGGUCUUGUUAAUGUUCCUUUCAUUAGGCUACUAUGAAAAUUACUCUAAUUAAUAAACUAAUACUUGCAUAAUGCGCAAUAAACUGUUAAGCACUGUAUACCUAAUAUUAGAAUAGUAAUGUUCACAUUAACACGUUAUCUUGUAUUACCAUAUAUAGCCUACAUAAUAAUUAUUUUAUUUUUUUAUGUGUGUACUAUAAUGUGCUUUUCUGUGUAUAGUGAAAUUGUUUUCCUGCUAAGAAAUAUAAAUUUAAAUUAUUUGAUAUCUCGAGAAAAAGGCACCACAAUCAGCAUUAAAAGGCACAAAAAAAUAUUAUUUUUUUAAUAUAAUUAUGGGACACAGUUGUCCAGCAUCUGCAAAGAGCAUCAAAAACUAGCAUGGGUGCAAUAACAUGCAGUAUUUUCACAAAAUUUAAAUGGAUAUGUUACAUUUAAAUAUAUACACUGGCUGCCAAAAGUUUGGAAUAAUGUACAGAUUUAGCUGUUUUGGAAGAAAAUUGGUACAUUAAUUCACCAAAGUGGCAUUCAGUUGAUCACAAAGUAUAGUCAGGACAUUACUGAUGUAAAAAACAGCACCAUCACUAUUUGAAAAGUCAUUUUUGAUCAAAUCUAGACAGGCCCAAUUUUCAGCAGCCAUCACUCCAACACCUUAUCCUUGAGUAAUCAUGCUAAAUUGCUAAUUUGGUACUAGAAAAUCACUUGCCAUUAUAUCAAACACUGCUUAAAUCUAUUUGGUUCGUUAAAUGAAGCUUAACGUUGUCUUCUUGUUUGUUUUUGAGUUGCCACAGUAUUCAAUAGACUGGCAUGUCUUAAGGUCAAUAUUAGGUCAAAAAUGGCAACAAAAGAAACAGCUUUCUCUAGAAACUUGUCAGUCAAUCAUUGAUUUGAGGAAUGAAGGCUAUACAAUGCUUGAAAUUGCCAAAAAACUGAAGAUUUCAUACAAAAGUAUACACUACUGUCUUCAAAGACAAAGGACAAUUGGCUCUAACAAGGACAGAAAGAGAUGUGGAAGGCCAGAUGUACAACUAAACAAGAGGAUAAGUACAUCAGAGACUCUAGUUUAAGAAAUAGACGCCUCACAUGUCCUCAGCUGACAGCUUCAUUGAAUUCUACCCGCUCAACACCAGUUUCACGUACAACAGUAAAGAGAAGACUCGGGUGCAGGCCUUAUGAGAAGAAUUGCAAAGAAAAAGCCACUUUUGAAACAGAAAAAGAAAAGGUUAGAGUGGGCAAAGAAACACAGACAUUGGACAACAGAUAAUUGGAAAAGAGUGUUAUGGAUCUUAACUCCAUUGAGCUUUUGUGGGAUCAUCUAGACUGUAAGGUGCGUGAGAAGUGCCCGACAAGACAGCCACAUCAAUGGCAAGUGCUACAGGAAGUGUGGGGUGAAAUGUCACCUGAGUAUCUGGACAAACUGACAGCUAGAAUACCAAGGAUCUGCAAAGCUGUCAUUGCUGCACGUGGAGGAUUUUUUGAUGAGAACUCUUUGAAGUAGUUUAAGAAGUUCUGAACGUUUUUUUCAAGUUGUAAUAGUAAUUUUUCACGUUAUUAAUGUCCUGACUAUACAUUGUGAUCAGUUGAAUGCCACUUUGGUGAAUUAAAGUACCAAUUUCC